Molecule: messenger RNA, 2108 nt
Organism: Asparagus officinalis (garden asparagus)
Lineage: Eukaryota; Viridiplantae; Streptophyta; Magnoliopsida; Asparagales; Asparagaceae
Product: UDP-glycosyltransferase 91C1-like
Exons: 1
Coding region: 140-1543 (467 amino acids)
Molecular function (GO): UDP-glycosyltransferase activity
Source: RefSeq, a predicted model, not a curated record
UUGUUUGUCUGCUUCCCGCCCAAUGAGAUAACAUGCAUCAUCCAUGACCUUAGCAAUUAGAUGCAUCGACUUAUAAAUUCAAUCAUAUGCCUCUCUCUUAAUAUCAAUUCCUUCACAGUCUCCAAUCCUCAAAAGAUCCAUGGAUAACAACGGAAGGCUUCAUAUAGUCAUGCUCCCAUGGCUGGCCUUAGGCCACCUCCAAACAUUCUUGGAGCUCUCCAAACGCAUAGCUCAAAAGGGUCACAGGAUCUCUUUCCUCUCUACUCCUAAAAACAUCCAAAGACUCCCCAAAAUCCCCCAACACAUAUCCCCGCUCAUAAACCUGGUACAAUUCCCUCUACCUCCGACCGAGAACCUACCCGCCGGUGUUGAAGUCACCAUUGACCUCCCAUACGACGACCUUCGCCCAUACCUCAAGAAAGCGUUCGACGGUUUGCGACAAAACGUUCUAAACUUCCUACAAGAAAACUCAAAUCCUCCUGUAGACUGGAUUAUAUAUGAUUAUGCUGCGUAUUGGAUCCCCAGCGUGUCUGCUGAAUGUGGCGUGCCGUGCGCCUAUUUCAGCACCUUCAACGCGGCGACCCUAGGCUUUGUGGGGCCACCCCAGGUUCUGCUUGGAAAAGAAGAUCAGAGGACGACGGUGCAUGAGUACACUGUGGCGCCCAAGUGGGUCCCGUUCCCUUCCAUCAUCGCCUACAAGGAGUACGAGGCUCGACAAGAGGUGGAGCCAGCCAUCAAGCAAGACGCAUCAGGCGUGAACGAGCUGUAUCGGUUUGCAUUGACGAUAGAAGGGUGCGAUUUCUUGGCCAUCAGAAGCUGUAUCGAGUUUGAACCAGAAUGGUUGGAACUCAUAGGAGAGCUAUUCCACAAGGACAUUGUUCCUGUUGGAAUGCUUCCUCCUAUAAUUCAAGAAGACAGCAACGAGAAAGAAUGGGAGAGUACUUUUAGGUGGUUGGAUCAACAAGAAGCAGGAUCAGUUGUGUAUGUUGCAUUUGGGAGCGAGGCUAAGCUAACAAGUGCACAAGUUGAGCAAAUAGCCAUAGGACUAGAACUCACCCAAUUGCCAUUCUUAUGGGCAUUCAGGGCAGGAAAAGCGCCAGAGGGGUUUGAAGAGCGAACAAAGUGCCGAGGUUUUGUGUGCUUUGAUUGGGUACCUCAGAUUCGUAUCCUAGCUCAUCGGUCAAUUGGAGGGUUCUUGACACAUGGAGGAUGGAGUUCUAUAGUCGAAGGGAUUUCGUUCGGGCUGAAAAUGGUGGUUCUGCCAUUGAUGUUCGAUCAGGGGCUUAAUGCUAGGAAUCUAGUGGAGAGGGGAGUUGCUGCGGAAGUGCCGAGAAAUGUGGAGGAUGGGUCUUUCACAGGAGAGGGGAUUGCUGAAAGUUUGAGGUUGGUCAUGGUAGAAGAGAAAGGGGAGACUCUUAGAGCCAAGGUGAGAGAGUAUAGAGACACAUUUGGCGAUAUGGAGAUGCAAGAUAAGCGUCUAGAUGAUUUCAUCAAGUACCUACUGAGUCACAAACAGAAGAAAGUUUUGUCGACAACGGUGUAAUCCAUUUAUAUGCUCUGAGCCUCUGAGACCACUUGCAAAAUGCAAAUUUCCAUCCAAAUACCGUACAAGAAGAGAAUGUAAUCAAAAUGCAGAAGCAACUAACUAAGAAUAAACGGAAAUCAAAACUAGCAAUCUUAUUUUAUAUAGAUAUCAGUGGUACGCGUUCAGUAUGUAUCCAUGUAUACAUGUGUGUGCAUAGACACUAAAUACACAAGUGAACGCGUCUGUGUCUGUAUGUGUACGUACACGCAUACUGCAAUUUUUAGUUCCACCAAACGCAUGGUUCCAAAUAAGGGCCACCCUGCACUGCAGACAAAUUUCUUCUCAAAAGUGCUCGUUCUUUAAAAAAGCCAAGAAAAACCCUAAAAGUUAUCCUCGUUUUGUCAUGGAGGUAUUAUACAGGUUCUCUCCGAAUAUUUUCUCAAGGAACCACCUGCAUGUGGUGAUAAAUGGCUCUAUAUAACAAUUGACGCUUCUAUUGAUUAACGAUUCAAUUCCAAUUAUCUCAAGCCAUCAAAAAUCUUCCUAUAGUUUUACUCUCCGAGCACCGUCCAUUAGCUUAAAU